GGCUGUGUGGUCUUGGCGAGAGGCUGCCUCUGAGCCCCGCGGGCACAGGACCCCGAGGCAUGGUGGUUUCUGAGGACAAGCAGAGCCCCACAAGCCUGGUGAGCGCGGCGGAGCUGGCGGCGGCCGCGGGCGGACGGGCGUGAACCUGGGCCCUGGCGUCUCACCCCAGAGCAGGCAGCAUGUCGAAGAAGAGCCGGAGCAAGGGCGAGAAGCCCGAGAUGGAGACGGACCCGGUGCAGAUGGCCAACGAGGAGCUGCGGGCCAAGCUGACCAGCAUCCAGGUCGAGUUCCAGCAGGAGAAGAGCAAGGUGGGCAAGCUGCGCGAGCGGCUGCAGGAGACCAAGCUGGAGCGCGAGCAGGAGCAGCGGAGGCACACGGCCUACAUCUCGGAGCUCAAGGCCAAGCUGCACGAGGAGAAGACCAAAGAGCUGCAGGCGCUUCGCGAGGCGCUCAUCCGGCAGCACGAGCAGGAGGCGGCGCGCACGGCCAAGAUCAAGGAGGGCGAGCUGCAGCGGCUGCAGGCCACGCUGAACGUGCUGCGCGACGGCGCGGCCGACAAGGUCAAGACUGCGCUGCUGACCGAGGCGCGCGAGGAGGCGCGCAGGACCUUCGACGGCGAGCGCCUGCGCCUGCAGCAGGAGAUCCUGGAGCUCAAGGCGGCGCGCAAGCAGGCCGAGGAGGCGCUCAGCAACUGCAUGCAGGCCGACAAGACCAAGGCGGCCGACCUGCGCGCCGCCUACCAGGCGCACCAGGACGAGGUGCACCGCAUCAAGCGCGAGUGCGAGCGCGACAUCCGCCGGCUGAUGGACGAGAUCAAAGGGAAGGACCGUGUGAUCCUGGCCUUGGAGAAGGAGCUCGGCGUUCAGACGGGUCAGGCCCAGAAGCUGCUUCUCCAGAAGGAGGCUCUGGACGAGCAGCUGGUCCAGGUCAAGGAGGCCGAGCGGUACCACAGCAGUCCAAAGAAAGAGCUCCCGCCUGGCAUAGGGGACAUGGCGGAGCUGAUGGGGGGCCAGGAUCAACAUUUGGAUGAGCGAGAUGUGAGGCGAUUUCAGCUGAAAAUUGCUGAACUGAAUUCGGUCAUACGGAAGCUGGAAGACAGAAAUACCCUCCUGGCAGACGAGAGGAGUGAACUGGUAAUGAGCCCCCGCGCCAGACGGUGCUGGUGGCGGGCGGAGCGGCCUGGCGUGCGGCCCCGAGCAGAGGUCACGGCGGCCUCGGUCCCGGCUGCCUCUGCCCCGGGCCUUCCCGUGCAGUCUCGCUCGCCUCCCUGGAGAGCCUGGGCUGUGCCGUGCCCCUGCCUGCCCCCCCACCGGCCUGCAGGGAGGCCCGGGCGCCCCCACCCGUUCCCCGGCGCCGGGCGGCGAGUCAGCCCCGAGCCCGCCUGUCGCCUUUUGCAGAAGCAUGUUGUGGAGACAUUUUUUGGAUUUGACGAGGAGUCUGUGGACUCGGAAACGCUGUCGGAGACGUCCUGCAACACGGACAGGACGGACCGGGCCCCCGCCACGCCCGAGGAGGACCUGGACGAUGCCACCACCAGAGAGGAGGCCGACCUGCGGUUCUGCCAGCUGACGCGGGAGUACCAGGCGCUGCAGCGGGCCUACGCCCUGCUUCAGGAGCAGGUCGGGGGGACCCUGGAUGCCGAGCGGGAGGCCCGGACUCGGGAGCAGCUGCAAGCUGACCUGCUGAGAUCCCAGGCCAAGAUCGAAGACUUGGAGAAGCUGCUGGUUGAGAAGGGGCAGGAUUCCAAGUGGGUGGAGGAGAAGCAGCUGCUGGUCAGGACAAACCAGGACUUGCUGGAGAAGAUUUACAGGCUGGAGAUGGAAGAGAGCCAGCUGAAGAACGAAAUGCAAGACGCCAAGGACCAGAACGACCUGUUAGAGUUCCGGGUGCUAGAGCUGGAAGAGAGAGAGCGGAGGUCGCCUGCGUUUAACCUCCAGAUCAGCACCUUCCCCGAGAACACCAGCAGCGCUCUCCAGGUCUUCUGUCACCAGGAAGGAGUUAAGGAUGUGAAUAUUUCUGAACUCAUGAAGAGGUUAGAUAUCCUUGGCGAUAACGGGAAUUUGAGAAAUGAAGAGCAGGUUGCAAUAAUCCAAGCUGGAACUGUGCUUGCCCUGUGCGAAAAGGUAGAGCCCAGCGGUGUCGUCCUGCCCCCGUCCACGCCCCGGCACCAUACAAGACACUACAUUGGCGUCCGGCUGGGGAGCAUGGCCAAAGGCUGCAUGUGCACGUGCCUGCGCGCCCGGCGCUGCCGGGUGGGGGCGGGGUCCGGGCGGCUGCUCUCGCUGCUUUCCGCGCCCUUUCGCUUUUCGACGCGGAGGCCACCGGGCCGGACUCGGGCUCUUACGAAGGAGAAGGACCUGUUCAGCCGGCAGAAGGGCUACCUGGAGGAGGAGCUGGACUACCGGAAGCAAGCCCUCGACCAGGCUUACCUGGUAGGACCGGAAGUGGGCUCGACACUACUCUUAGGCUGGCUUCCCUGCGGGGCUGACACGGCACUUGGGGUCCUCGCUGUGCUGGGUGGGGCCACCUAGGCGCCGUCUCCCCUCGCGACUGGAACGGCGGGGUACAUUGUCGCUUGCAAUUAUCCGAGCAGAAAACCUACCUGACGUAGAGAGAUUGAUCAACGUAUUUGGGAAAUCAGCUGUAUUUGUGGAUUUACUGGCACGGAGGUCAAUUCCGAUCCACCUCCCCCAUUAAGAAGGGAAAUCGGGUUAUGUAGGUUUGGGGGACAAGGAGUGAGGAUGAGAACAAGGAGUGAAAUUCGAGGCUGAAAGGUGAGUUGGGGGCAGAGAAGCUUCCGAGGUGGCUCAAGU
This is a messenger RNA of Condylura cristata (star-nosed mole), 2813 nucleotides long. RefSeq names its product janus kinase and microtubule interacting protein 1 (gene JAKMIP1). The record is from RefSeq and is a predicted model, not a curated record. The transcript has 15 exons. Lineage: Eukaryota; Metazoa; Chordata; Mammalia; Eulipotyphla; Talpidae. Gene Ontology annotation, molecular function: GABA receptor binding; kinase binding; microtubule binding. The coding region runs from base 180 to 2531 and encodes 783 amino acids.